Messenger RNA from Periophthalmus magnuspinnatus, 1239 nucleotides. It is a transcript of the gene morf4l1, whose product is annotated as mortality factor 4 like 1. Gene Ontology annotation, biological process: chromatin organization; regulation of DNA-templated transcription. The transcript has 12 exons. Gene Ontology annotation, cellular component: NuA4 histone acetyltransferase complex; nucleus. The record is from RefSeq and is a predicted model, not a curated record. NCBI's taxonomy places the organism in Eukaryota, Metazoa, Chordata, Actinopteri, Gobiiformes, Gobiidae. Bases 112 to 1083 code for a protein of 323 amino acids.
GCGUCGUGCUUGCAUCAGCGCGUCGGCGAUGACGUUUAUAGUGAGCGGCGCCGUUUCAGACUGUAAUGGGAGCUGGCGAUUUUUUCAUUAUUUUGAUAGUGUAAUCUGUGAAUGGCGCCGAAACAGGACCCGAAACCUAAAUUUCAAGAAGGUGAAAGAGUGCUGUGUUUUCAUGGGCCUUUGCUCUACGAAGCUAAGUGUGUGAAAAUCAACGUGAAAGACAAACAGAUCAAAUAUUUUAUUCAUUACAGCGGCUGGAACAAAAACUGGGACGAAUGGGUUCCUGAAAGCCGUGUUCUGAAGUAUGUGGACAGUAACCUGCAAAAACAAAAAGAGCUUCAGAGGGCUAAUCAAGACCAUUAUGUAGAAGGAAGAAUGAGGGGAGCUGCACCAAAUAAGAAAAUCCCUGCCCCACCGCAGAAAAAUGAAGUGAAAGCCAAAAAGAAUAAACAGAAAACUCCUGGAGCCGGAGAAGGAACCAGCUCAGGAGGCGAUCCAACCCACCCUCCACGAAAGAAGAGAGCGCGGGUCGACCCCACAGUGGAGAGUGAGGAGACUUUUAUAAAUCGUGUUGAGGUAAAAGUGAAAAUCCCAGAAGAACUGAAACCAUGGCUUGUUGAUGACUGGGAUUUGAUAACUCGUCAGAAACAGCUUUUCCAUCUCCCAGCUAAAAAGAACGUUGACGCUGUUCUUGAAGAUUAUGCAAACUAUAAGAAAUCAAGAGGAAACACGGACAGCAAAGAGUUUGCUGUGAACGAGGUGGUGGCUGGAAUCCGUGAAUAUUUCAAUGUGAUGCUGGGCACACAGCUGCUGUACAAGUUUGAGCGGCCUCAGUAUGCUGACAUUUUGGCCAAUCACCCAGACACGUCCAUGUCCCAGAUCUACGGCGCUCCUCACCUGCUCCGACUCUUCGUGAGAAUCGGCGCCAUGCUGGCGUACACACCGCUGGAUGAGAAAAGCCUCGCUCUGCUCCUCAGUUACCUCCAGGACUUUUUGAAAUACCUGGUGAAGAACUCUGCCUCACUGUUCAAUGCCAGUGACUACGAGGUGGCGCCCCCUGAGUACCACCGGAAGGCUGUGUGAGGUCACAUGGUGGACAAAGUCACAUUUUCUUUGAUCCGUUUUGUUUCAUGUGGAGUUUAAAUGCACUUUUUUCUGUGAUGUUUUCAGUUCCACUUUUUUUAGUUUUAUUCUGAUGUUUGUCCAUCAUUUUCUAUUAAAAGUAUUUUUUUUUCUCAG